AUGUUGUCUGUACAAUUUAUCAUAUCAUUUUCACUGAUUAUUUUACUUUGUUUACAAAUUAAUCCAUCUGAAUUAUUAUUUUGUCCAAAUAAAUGUUAUUGCGACAAUUCUGAAAUGGUUGAUUGUGAAGGUGCACCUUUCGAACAGGUACCUAAUAUAUUGCAAACAAAAGUUCGUAUUUUAAGGAUUAAAAAUUCUUCCAUUUCAAUCAUUCAAAAGGGUGCUUUUAAGAGGUACACAGACCUAAAAGAAUUAAUAAUCGAGAAUUGCGAUCAGUUGCAUACAAUUGAAAAAUUUGCAUUCAAAGGUUUAAGUCGUUUGAAAUUACUUCGUUUAGCUAAUAAUCCAACAUUAAAUAAUAUUGCAAAGAAUGCAUUUUCACAAAUAACAAACAGGCAUGGCUUACGAAUUCAAUUAAUUAAUAAUAGUUUUACUCGAAUACGACAGGGUUUAUUCAGGCAAUUAAAUCAUUUAAGAGAAUUUACUUUGCAAGGUGAAAAUUUAAAAAUUGAAGUGAAUGCAUUUGCAAGUUUUACGCAAGUUGAUUUUUUUAAUUUAUUCGGUGUAAUUUCAUUUGGAUUACGAUCAUUUGAAAAUACUUCCAGAAUACAUAGACUUGAAAUCAGUCAUUCACAAUUUUCAAUCACAGCUGGCGUAUUUACUGCAUUAUCACAUAUACGAGAAAUUCAUAUUAUUUCAAAUGAAAUUGAUACGAUUGAUACGGAAGCAUUUACCGGUCUUUAUACAAUUGGUUCAUUAAUAAUAACUGAUAAUAAAAUUGGUAAUAUUUCGGGUUAUGCAUUUGCAACAAUUGUUAAUAUCGGUGAGAUUAUUAUUGAACGGAAUACUAUCCGGAAUCUGGAAACGGAAGCAUUAAUAAGUGAAGCAUGGCAAAUUAGAUUUCAGGAUAAUAUCCUGUACUGUAGUUGUGCUAUUAAUUGGCUCAAUUAUAUCAAUAAUUCAGUAUUACUAAAGAAGAAUUUUUGUGGUGCUGAAGAAUUUCAUCGGUCUCUGUUAAACUAUAAGCCGAAAUGUCUACGGCCGAAAAGAGGAUUGUCUGCAACAAUUAUUACAAGAACUCGUCAUUUCAUUAUUAUCUUUUGCUUGUUUAUUGUUAUGUUUUAUCACAAAACAAUUUGA
Messenger RNA from Brugia pahangi, 1140 nucleotides. The record is from the annotation of a GenBank genome assembly. Lineage: Eukaryota; Metazoa; Nematoda; Chromadorea; Rhabditida; Onchocercidae.